Messenger RNA from Lutra lutra (Eurasian river otter), 1673 nucleotides. It is a transcript of the gene NUDT13, whose product is annotated as nudix hydrolase 13. The transcript is spliced from 10 exons. NCBI's taxonomy places the organism in Eukaryota, Metazoa, Chordata, Mammalia, Carnivora, Mustelidae. The record is from RefSeq and is a predicted model, not a curated record. Bases 146 to 1198 code for a protein of 350 amino acids. Gene Ontology annotation, molecular function: metal ion binding; hydrolase activity.
UCCCCCAAAUUCAGACAUGCCAUCAGGAAUAAAAUACCAUAAUAGUUGCCAGUUCAAACAAAAACAGUUCUGUUUAUAAUGUGGAUUUGAGAAUCAUGGCAGGUUUACCAGUUGUUUUCCAGCAAGUUUACUAAAGGACCUGACAAUGUCCCUGUAUUGUGGAAUUGCUUGCAGGAGAAAAUCUUUUUGGUACUUUAGGCUGCUGUCAACUUAUGUUGCUAAGACCCGGUAUUUAUUUGAGCUGAAGGAAGAUGAUGAUGCAUGUAAAAAAGCCCAGCAGACAGGAGCAUUUUACCUCUUUCAUAGCCUGGCUCCUUUGCUUCAGAAAUCUGGACACCAAUACCAGGCCCCCCGGCAUAGCCUACUAGAGUUGGAAAGGCUCCUGGCAAAGUUUGGACAGGACACACAAAGAAUAGAAGACUCUGUGUUGAUUGGAUGCUCUGAACAGCAUGAAGCAUGGUUUGCUCUGGAUCUAGGUCUAAACAGCUCCUCUUUCCAAAAUGCUGCCCUACAGAAACCAGAAAUGGAGACAGAGCUCAAGGGCUCUUUCACUGAGCUGACGAAGGCUCUCUUCCAGCUGAACACAAAGGAUGCCUCCUUGCUGACCAUGGCUCAGGCUCUUCUCCGUUGGCAUGAUGCUCAUCAGUUCUGUAGCAGAAGUGGGCAGCCCACCAAGAAGAAUAUGGCUGGCAGCAAGCGUGUGUGCCCUUCCAAUAAGAUCAUCUAUUAUCCCCAAAUGGCUCCUGUGGUGAUCACUCUAGUGUCAGAUGGGACUCGAUGCCUGCUUGCUCGCCAGAGUUCCUUUCCCAAGGGAAUGUAUUCUGCUUUGGCAGGUUUUUGUGACAUAGGUGAAAGUCUGGAAGAGGCUGUCCGGAGAGAAGUUGCAGAAGAGGUGGGAUUGGAGGUGGAAAGACUGCAGUACUCUGCAUCCCAGCACUGGCCCUUUCCUAAUAGCUCACUCAUGAUUGCUUGUCAUGCAACUGUGAAACCAGGGCAGACAGAGAUCCAGGUGAACUUGAAAGAACUAGAGGCAGCUGGCUGGUUCAGUCAUGAUGAGGUGGCCACAGCCCUGAGGAAAGACAGUCCAUAUACUCAGCAACAGAACGGGACAUUCUGGUUGCCCCCCAAGUUAGCCAUUGCCCACCAACUGAUUAAAGAGUGGGUGGAAAAGCCGUCCUGCUCUACCCUGCCUGCUUAGCCCAGACUGAGCCACCUAGAUCCCUUCUCAGUAUCCUAGAAGGUCAUAAGAGAGAUCAGUUGAUAAAAGGGAGGUGACCAAAGGCCAUCUCCAACUUCAUACUAAGACAGAGUGGGAGGUGACCCUGCAACAGGAUGCCUCUAAUAGCAGUGUUAAGGAAGUUCCUAUUCAUAGGCAAUCAAAAUGCCAAACUGAUGUCAAAAUCAGAGGGAAGUCUGAAGCAUUAGUUUGAAACUAGGCCCCUGUGCAUCCGUUUCAGCUGAGGUCUUGGAAGCAAACACCUUUCGGCAUGUAUCUCAUUAAUGCUGGGUUUACACUAACUGCCAAAAUGUGUCUGGUAUAAUUUUAAUGUUAACUUAGUAGUGAAGACACAGAACAAAUUUCAACCCACUACUGAGUUACUUUUCAUCCUCAUAGAAUUAGGAAAAAUUAAACAAUAUAACAUUUAAAAACUCAUGUACAGGUAGUUAUUUUG